CCCCCUCUUCCCCCUCCCCUUCUCUCUCUCUUCUCUUGGCUCAGCUUCUUAUGCACGUGGAAGACAAUGGGCCUGUGGUCGGAUGGAGAAUUAAGGGACGUACGGCAGCCUAGCCUAGCGAUACAGCAUCAGCCUAUGGCAGCGCUGUUUCAUAAUGCCCCUCUGAUUAAUAGAUCAGCUUCUCUCUCUCUCUCUCUCUCUCUCUCUCUCUCUCUCUCUCUCUCUCUCUCUCUCUCUCUAGACCCUGACUGGCUGAAGUCAAGAGAGAGAGGGUCAGUGCGGGAAAGAGUUUUUCCAUAGCAGCGAAAAGUGCUGUUCCCUUCCCUUAGGCUAAUUGAAUAACACGCUUAAAGCCAAUCCAUUAUAAAAAAGAAGGGAAAACACACAAGCACGAGCAUAAACACACACACACACACACACACACACACACACACACACACACACACACACACACACACACACACACACACACACACUUAUCUUAAAUAAUCUGUAGUUUUUCUCCAGUCGCCCAAGAUGACAGGGACAGUUGAUGAGACACUGGUUCCUCUGCAUUAAUCUUAUUUUCAGGGAAAAAAUAAAUAAUGCAAAAAAUAAUAAUAGCAUUUUGGACGGGUAUGUAAACUGAUAUAAUUGCUCUGCAGCAGGGAGGAAUGGGGAAAAGGGGGUUUAUAUGAGUUUGAAAGCAUCCGAAAAGGAUUAGCAUUGCUUUGCAUAAUGCACAGCCACCCCUCUGAAAAGAAGGGCCCGUUGAAUGGUUGACUGGGUGGCUAAGAUGAAAGGAAAAGAUGAAAAUGCUUGCCUCUUUUUCCUCUCUUCCCCUUUUUAUUCCCGGGGUCCUGGCUCCAUCUCUCUCUCCCCAAAGAUGUGUUUGUCGAGGACUUGAGACAACAAGCGGACCGGCUCAUAUUUCUGGAGCCUCCCGAGAUGCGGGCAGAUUUUGUAAGUCACGUGAAGCAAUAUGUAUGGUAAUGAGCGAGACAGCCACUGGUAAAUAUGGGGCUCCUUUUAGCCGUAGCGUAGCGUAGCGGCACAGCGCACACACGGAAUAACGGGGAGGGGGAGAGGAAAAAAAAUGGAUGAGCGUGUCUUGACGCAGAAAACAUUACAGGCAUUGUUCUAAUGGAGCACAGUUGCCUGCCUUUCCCGCCAGGAGAAAUGCCAAGAUGGGGAGGAGAGAAUCAAGAUCUGUCCCUGACAGACUGGAUGAGAUGAGAUCCUCAUGUCGUGAUUGCCAUGGAAACCUGUGAUUCCCCCUCUCUGCCGAGACAGGAGAAUGGGCCUAAGAUAUCAAAGUUACGUGAGACGACAAAUCUUGACGAUAAUGAGGUGCCCGAGAAAGUCCCUGGGAUGGAGCUUGACAAGGAAAACAACCCCACGAACGACAACCUGAGGCUGGCGGAGGAGCGCGAGAGCCCGCGAGGAGGAGCAGGAGUAGGAGGAGUCGGAGGAGGAGAGAGCGCCUUCGCUGGACUGAGCGCCACCGUCGCCGCCACGGCGGAGAAUGCGGCCGCCAACCCAGCGGCUACAGCAAAUAACAAAGAGAUCCCCUGCAACGAAUGUGCCACUUCUUUCUCAAGUUUACAGAAAUACAUGGAGCACCACUGCCCGAGUGCUCGUCUGCUGCCGACGCAGCAGCCCACGACGCUGCCCCAGCUCCCCCAGCCCCCCCAGCCCGCCUCCGCCGCCAAGGACGACAACGAGAGCGAGGCCAGCGACCUGGAGGACAGCGACGUGGAGAACCUGACUGGGGAGAUCGUUUACCAGCCCGAUGGCUCUGCUUUCAUCCUGGAGGACUCCAAAGAUAGUAGUGGUGGUGGUGGCCAGCCGUCGGCGGGCCAGCCGGGGACCAAGGGCCACUUCUCCGCGGCCGCCGCGGUGUUCCCCGGUGCCCAGGGCGCCAACAGUGCCAGCGCCGGGGGAGACAAGGCCUUGGCCGAGCAGUCCGCCGCCGCCGCCGCCGCCAUGUCCUUCUACCCACAGGUGAUCAACACCUUCCACAUCGCUUCGUCCCUCGGGAAACCAUUUACGGCCGAUCCGGCAUCUUUCCCAAAUACCUCAGCAUUUGCAGGCGUCGGUCCUGUGUUGCACAGUUUUCGUGUCUACGAUCUCCGACACAAGAGUGAUAAAGACUAUCUAACCAUUGAUGGCGCUGCCAAAAACUCCUGUGUGUCCAAAGAUGUCCCCAACAAUGUGGACUUGUCCAAAUUCGACGGCUGCAUCAGCGACGGGAAGAGGAAACCCGUCCUGAUGUGUUUCCUGUGCAAGUUGUCUUUCGGUUAUAGCAGGUCGUUCGUAACCCAUGCCGUGCAUGACCAUCGGAUGACCCUUAAUGAGGAGGAGCAAAAGCUCCUGGGUAAUAAGUAUGUCUCUGCCAUCAUCCAGGGGAUAGGCAAAGACAAAGAACCUCUUAUAAGCUUUCUGGAACCAAAAAAAUCCAAUUCUGUGUGUCCCCCCUUUUCUACUGCAAACUUCAUGGGCCCCGACCCUGGCUUUCGCGGGCUGUGGAACGCUUUUCACGUGGAGAACGGCGACUCCUUGCAGGCCAGCUUCGCCUUCCUGAAGGGCAGCGCCAGCUCGUCCUCUUCGGCGGAGCAGUCGCCAAGGAACGCCCAGACGCCAAAGGCCGAGAUGAGUCUGGGAGGAGGAGCGGCGGGGUUGGCUGCUGCCGCCGCGGCUAAGGCAGCGGUCCUUGCCGGGUCCGCCUCCGCCUUCCAGCGCUCGUCACCCGGUGUCAGCGGAGAGCAGGAGAGCAACUGUGAACGACAGAAGGACGUUAGCACUUUGCAUUCGAACGGGGAGCUCCCCAUCAAGAGAGAGCCCGGCGUGGAGGGCAUGGAGGCAGAGGACGAUGAUGACGACACGUACUCCAAUGACAUGGAGGACAGCGGCAACGCGACGGCUGCGGGCGAACUAGCAGAUAGCACCAGUAGCAAAGAUUUCCCUCUCUUAAACCAAAGCAUUUCUCCUUUACUGUCCAGCGUGCUAAAGUAUACUGAUAGGGGUGCAUCUUCUACGUCCUCCGCGACUGUUUCCGACGAGCUAGACAAGACUAAAACCAUGACGACGACGACGGCUGUCCAGAGGGAUGGCAGCAACAACGACAACAACGGGAAGGAGUUUGGUGACUCCUCCAUGGGGCCGCGAGAGGGCACACCGCCCUCCCACCCCAACGACCUGACGACGCACCGCGACGACGAGAGCCCGGGUCCCCUGCGACAGCAGUCCGCCACGCCCACCAGUGCGCCCGACACCCCGGGCCUCGGGGAGGGCAGCCCGGGCAGCGGCGGCAGCAGCAACGGUGGCGGCAGCGGCAUCGAGUGCCCCAAGUGCGACACCGUGCUGGGCUCCUCGCGAUCCCUGGGCGGCCACAUGACCAUGAUGCACUCGAGGAACUCCUGCAAGACCCUCAAGUGCCCCAAGUGCAACUGGCACUACAAGUACCAGCAGACGCUGGACGCUCAUAUGAAGGAGAAGCACCCCGAGUCGGGCAGCUCCUGCGCCUACUGCCGCACGGGCCAGGCCCACCCGCGGCUGGCACGCGGCGAGAGCUACACCUGCGGCUACAAGCCCUUCCGCUGCGAGGUCUGCAACUACUCCACCACCACCAAGGGCAACCUGAGCAUCCACAUGCAGUCUGACAAGCACCUGAACAACGUGCAGACGUUGCAGAACGGCGGCGUCGAGCCCGUGAACGUCUUCAACCAUAACGCCGCGCCCGUGCCCACCAGCGUCGUGCCCGGACUGGGCCCGGCUGCCUGCAGCGUCGGUGGCGGAGGCGGCGCGCCGUCGCCCUCCUCCAAGCCCAAGCAGAAGCCCACGUGGCGCUGCGAGGUGUGCGACUACGAGACCAACGUGGCGCGCAACCUGCGCAUCCACAUGACCAGCGAGAAGCACAUGCACAACAUGAUGCUGCUGCAGCAGAACAUGAAGCAGAUCCAGCACAACCUGCACCUGGGCCUGGCGCCGGCCGAGGCCGAGCUCUACCAGUACUACCUGGCCCAGAACAUCGGCCUCACCGGCAUGAAGCUGGAGAACCCCGGCGGCGCGGACCCCACACAGAUGAUGAUGAACCCCUUCCAGCUCGACCCGGCCACCGCUGCCUCCCUCGGACCCAACCUCGUGAACAGCGAGUUGCCCGUGGAGUUCCGUCUGGCGGGCGCCGGUGCCCAGCUGCUGGGCGGUGACGGCUCCGACCUGUCCGGGAUGCUGUCCCCUGGCGGCAUGGGCAUGGGCCCGGGCGGCGGCAUGGGCCCCGCAGGCGGCUCCGACCUCUCGUCCUGCAUCACCGACCCGCUGCUUCAGCUCUUCCAGUGCGCCGUGUGCAACCGCUUCACCUCGGACAGCCUGGAGGCGCUGAGCGUGCACGUGAACGCCGAGCGCGCGCUGCCCGAGGACGAGUGGCGCGCCGUGAUCGGCGACGUCUACCAGUGCAAGCUGUGCAACUACAACACGCAGCUGAAGGCCAACUUCCAGCUGCACUGCAAGACGGACAAGCACAUGCAGAAGUACCAGCUGGUGGCGCACAUCAAGGAGGGCGGCAAGGCCAACCAGUGGCGCCUCAAGUGCAUCGCCAUCGGCAACCCCGUGCACCUCAAGUGCAACGCCUGCGACUACUACAGCAACAGCGUGGAGAAGCUGCGGCUGCACUCUACACACCAGAGGCACGAGGCCGCGUUCAAACUCUACAAGCAUUUGCAAAAGCAGGAGAGCGCUUGUGGCUCGGAGUCCUGCCUGUACUACUGUGCCCUGUGUGACUACUCCACCAAGGCCAAGCUGAACCUGGUGCAGCACGCGCGCUCCGUCAAGCACCAGCAGAGCGAGGGCCUUCGCAAGCUGCAGCUGCACCAGCAAGGCCUGCCCCCAGACGACGACACCCUGGCCGAUCUCUUCUUCGUCAAGGACUGCCCACCCGAGCCAGAGGACCCAGGUGACGACAGCGAGGAGCCUCCACGGGCAGCCUCUGCGGCCCCGGCCGAGGACAGGGGAGACCCGGGGGUCAGCCGAGGAGGUGGCCGGACGGAGAAGGAGCCCAGUGUGCUUUCAUUGGCUAAGGAGAGCCUGAGCUCUGCCUCCGCGGGGAAGCGUUCCCUCCUGCAGGAGAAAGAGAAUGCAGCUCCGCCCAAGAGGCCAAAGUCGGUGGAGGAGAAGACACACGCCAGCGAGCAGGUGCAGCAGUGCCCCUACUGUAACUACAGCAGCAAGGACGCCAACCGGCUGCAGCUGCACAUCAUGUCCCAGCAUUCCAUGCAGCCGGCGAUCUGCUGCCCCCUGUGCCAGGACGUGCUGAGCAACAAGAUCCACCUGCAGCUCCACCUGACCCACCUCCACAGCGUGGCCCCUGACUGCGUGGAGAAGCUGCUCAUGACUGUGACUGGACCAGAUGGGCCAACACCCAAUAGCAUGGCGUUGCCUGGUGCAGACAAAGUCCCAUCUAUUAUGGACUCUAUGAUGGCAGAAGGAUCCGGAAAGUCACUUGGUAAUAAUUCAAAGGAUGUCAAGCAUAGCAUCCCUCUGACCAAGAGUGAGCAGGACCACAGCGAUGAACUGAAGCCCCCGAAAGAGGCCUCCGAAGCCCCAGACUGGAAGAAAGCCGGCGGCCAAGACCGCAAGACGCCAGAUGGCCUCCAGGACCUCAGUGACCUGCAGAAGCGCCAGCAGCUCUCUGUCUCCGAUCGCCACGUCUACAAGUACCGCUGCAACCACUGCAGCCUGGCUUUCAAGACCAUGCAGAAGCUGCAGAUCCACUCGCAGUACCACGCCAUACGGGCGGCCACCAUGUGCAGCUUGUGCCAGCGCAGCUUCCGCUCGUUCAUGGCACUCAGGAAGCACCUGGAGACGGGUCACCCGGAGCUGAGCGAGGCCGAGGUGCAACAGCUGUGUGCCAGCCUGCCCAUCAAUGGAGACAUUACAGAGAUGGAGGCCCGGGCUCUGGAAGAAGCUCAGGUGUUCGACCCAGACUUGGAUAAAGACGAUGAGCUGGACCAGGAAGGCAAAGCCAGCCCAACAGGAAGCGACAGCAGCUCUCUGCUCGACGACAUGGGCUCUGAGCCAAAGCGCACACUGCCUUUCAGAAAGGGCCCCAACUUCACCAUGGAGAAGUUCCUGGAUCCGUCACGCCCAUACAAGUGCACAGUGUGCAAGGAGUCCUUCACCCAGAAAAACAUCCUUCUGGUGCACUACAACUCUGUCUCCCACUUGCACAAGCUGAAGAAAGUCCUUCAAGAGGCCUCCAGUCCCGUCCCUCAGGAGACCAGCAACAGCAUUGACAACAAACCAUUCAAGUGCAACAUUUGCAACGUCGCAUACAGCCAGAGCUCAACUCUAGAGAUUCACAUGAGGUCUGUGCUUCACCAGACAAAAGCCAGAACUGCCAAAAUGGAGAACAGCAGCAGCAGUGGGGGCAGCAGCAGCAGCAGCGCCAUGGGAAGUGGCAACAGCGGAGCGGUGCAGGCCAAAAGCCCAGCGCCUGUCAGAGAGUCCAGCUCAGAGUCCUCAAGCCUGCCAUCGUCCAGCAGCAACAAAGACAAUGCUGUGGACACCAAAGAAGCAGUCAACCUGAAGCAGACUACUACUGACCACAUGUCUGGGCAGGCCAGCCACCAGCAGGCCCAGACCUCUGCCCAGCUGCAAAUGCAGCUUCAGCACGAGCUCCAGCAGCAGGCCGCCUUUUUCCAGCCACAGUUCCUGAACCCUGCCUUCUUCCCCCACUUCCCCAUGACACCCGAGGCUCUGCUGCAGUUCCAGCAGCCGCAGUUCCUCUUCCCCUUCUACAUCCCCGGAGCAGAGUUCAACCUAAGCCCAGAGCUGGCGCUUCACUCGGCCGCUGCAUUCGGCAUGCCGGGUAUGACUGGGUCCUUCCUGGAGGACCUGAAGCAGCAGAUGCAGCAGCAGCAGCAGCUCCAACAGCAGCAGCAGCAGCAGCAGCAACAGCAGCAGCAACAACAACAGCAGCAGCAGCUGAACAAGCAACAGCAACAGCUUCAGCAGCAACAGCAGCAAGCUCAGCAGAAAUCUCAGCAACAGCAGCAGCAGCAGCAUCACCAUCAGCAACAGCAGCAGCAGCAGUCACAGGCCUCUCAGGCCCAGCUUCAGCACCAACAGCAGCAGCAGCAGCAGCAACAGCAGAAAUUCCAACAGCAUAGUCACAGGUCACAACAACCAGAGCCUGUGAGCAGUUUGCCCUGUGCAGAAAUGCAGAUUUCCAAAGAGACAGAAGAGCUUCUGGAAAAACAGGAGAAUAUUAAAGCCAAACAGGAUAUAGUGAAUGAGGCGUUGGAUGCUACAAUGAUGGAUAACAACAACAAAGAACUGAAGAAGCCCAAAUUUUCAGAGCCACUUAUUCCUCCACCCCGAAUCAUCUCGGGUGCCAGGGGUAAUGCUGCCAAAGCGCUUCUGGAAAACUUUGGGUUUGAACUGGUGAUCCAGUACAAUGAGAACAGACAGAAGAGUCAGAAGAAAACACGAGAAGGGCAGGAUGAGUUCAUCAGUGACAAGCUGGAGUGUGGAGCUUGCGGAAAGCUGUUCUCCAACAUGUUGAUCCUGAAGAGCCAUCAGGAGCACGUUCACGGACAGUUCUUUCCGUACGUGGAGUUGGAGAAGUUUGCAACGCAGUACAGAGAAGCCUAUGACAAGCUGUACCCCAUUAACCCAUCCUCCCCAGAGCCUCCUCCUCCCCCACCACCUCCUCCACCUCCCCCACCACCCGCACCAGUCACACCCCUGCCACCACCCAGCAGCUCUGCUGUAAAGCCGCUAAAGGCUCCAUCCCCAGCUCCCAUGCAGGCUCCUCUGCAAGCUCCUCAGCCUCCUCCCCCUCCUCCACCACCUCCUCCUCCACAACCUCAAACUGCCCCUCCUCCACCUCCUACACCACCUCCUCCUCAAGUUCAGCAGCCUGUCUCUCUGGACUUUCCCAUGUUCCCACCACUGAUGAUGCAGCCAAUGCAGCACCCUGGCCUACCCCCGCAGCUUGCCCUACAGCUCCCUGGCAUCGACUCCCUCUCCUCUAACCUGACACAGCUGUGCCAGCAGCAGCUGGGGCUGGAUCCAAACUUCCUGCACCAGUCUCAGUUCAAACGCCCGCGCACCCGCAUCACAGAUGACCAGCUGAAGAUCCUGCGGGCCCACUUCGACAUCAACAACUCUCCUAACGAGGAGCAGAUUCAGGAGAUGGCAGAGAAGUCUGGCCUUCCGCAGAAGGUCAUCAAGCACUGGUUCCGCAACACACUCUUCAAAGAGAGGCAGCGAAGCAAAGACUCCCCUUACAAUUUCAACAUUCCACCCAUGACCACCUUGGAGGACCUGAGGCUAGAGUCUCAAAUGAACGCCUUGGAGUUCUACAGGACUGAUGCGACCAUGAACAAGAGGUCAUCGAGGACCCGCUUCACUGACUACCAGCUGAGGGUGCUGCAAGACUUCUUUGACACAAAUGCCUACCCUAAAGACGAUGAGAUCGAGCAGCUCUCUACUGUGCUCAACCUGCCAACACGAGUCAUUGUUGUCUGGUUCCAAAAUGCCAGGCAGAAGGCACGUAAGAGCUAUGAGAAUCAGGCUGAUGCUAAAGACAGUGAAAAGAAAGAACUGACAAAUGAGCGCUACAUACGAACCAGCAACAUGCAGUACCAGUGCAAGAAAUGCAACAUUGUGUUCCCCCGCAUCUUCGACUUGAUCACUCACCAGAAGAAACAGUGCUACAAAGAUGAAGAUGAGGAUGGUGACAACCAGUCUGAGGAGUACAUAGACAACAGUGAUGUCGGCCCCUCCAGGCAGACCGAGUCAUCUCACAAACCUCAUGGUACAGCCACAAGCUCCGGGUCCAGCUCCCCACUACUGCCCUCACCAAGACCUGAGGUGGAGAAGGCCUCACCAAAGCCAGAACUGACCACUGAGAAACCAAAGCUGGCUGAGACCAUCCCCUCACAAGUAGCCAAGGCAUUGGCAGACCCCAGACCCUCCAAAGCAUCAACUCCUCAGCCCCCACCUCACAAGUCCCAUCAGCAAACUAUGGCAAGGCCUCACUCACAGCCUCAGUCAGCAGCUGUCCCAUCCAGCCCACUGUCCAUGACCCUGCCCUCUCUGGCGAGUACCCUGCCCCCACAGAUGUUGCAGUACCAAUGUGACCAGUGUAAAAUAGCUUUCCCAACUGUCGAAUUAUGGCAGGAGCACCAACACAUGCACUUCCUGGCUGCCCAGAACCAGUUCCUGCACUCGCAGUUCCUUGAACGGCCACUGGACAUGCCCUACAUGAUCUUCGAUCCAAAUAACCCCCUAAUGACCAGCCAGCUGCUCUCUGGAGCUCUGUCUCAGUUGCCCUCACAGAGCUCUGCUUUAGCUGGCAUGCCUGGCUCUGGCCCUCUGAAACGUAAACUAGAUGAUAAAGAGGACAGCUCCAAUGACAAAGACAGUGGAAAUAGUGGCGAAGACCAACACCAACGUGACAAGCGUCUCAGAACCACUAUCACCCCCGAGCAACUAGAGAUCCUCUAUGACAAGUACUUGCUCGAUUCAAAUCCGACACGGAAGAUGUUGGAUCACAUAGCCCAUGAAGUGGGCCUAAAAAAGAGAGUGGUGCAGGUCUGGUUCCAGAACACCAGAGCAAGAGAGCGCAAAGGGCAGUUCAGAGCAGUCGGCGCAACCCAGGCCCACAAGAAGUGCCCAUUUUGCAGGGCUCUUUUCAAGGCCAAGUCGGCUCUAGAUAGCCACAUACGCUCCCGCCACUGGCACGAGGCUAAGCAGGCCGGCUUUAGUCUGCCCCCUAGUCCCAUGAUGCUCCAGGAGGAUGGAGCCGAAAGCCCCAGCAAGUGCGGUUUUCCUGAGUACUCACUGAUGCCAACGAAAACUGAGGUGAACGAUUAUGAAAUGCCGACUGCGUCCUCCACCCCAGUCAAACCAUCCGAGGCGCAACAAAAAAACUUUUUGAGCCCUUCAUCCUUUAAAGCAGAAAACAGUGAUGAAUUUGAAGGGCUCAAUAUGAAUUCUGCAGAGGUCUUCAACGAGACCAAUAAAAUUGACUUUGAUGAGACCUCGUCAAUUAACACAGCCAUAAGUGACGCCACGACUGGCGAUGACAUAAACAAUGAAGUAGAGAAUCUCACAGCCAAUGGGGGCGAAAAGAUGAAUGACAACAAGCUGUUGUCAUCAUCCCUCUCUGAGGCUUAUGAAGAUAGGUUCCCAUUUAGCAUGGUGAGCCCUGCCCUGAGUUUCGCUGGCAGCAAAGACAGUGAACACUACUUUAGUAUGAGAGAGGACGACCUAGAUGAAAACGCAGACCAGAGCGAGUCGUCCAGCUUGACUGACCCAAGCUCACCGAGUCCCUUCGGAGGUCCAAAUCCAUUCAAGAGUUCCAAGGGUAAUGGAGGAGAUAGACCAGGACACAAGCGUUUCAGGACCCAGAUGAGCAACCUGCAGCUCAAGGUCCUCAAGGCUUGCUUCAGCGACUACCGCACGCCCACCAUGCAGGAGUGCGAGAUGCUGGGCAACGACAUCGGACUGCCAAAGCGCGUGGUACAAGUCUGGUUCCAGAACGCCCGUGCAAAAGAAAAGAAAUUCAAAAUUAACAUUGGGAAGCCAUUCAUGAUGAGUCAAAACUCUCCAGAUGGCCCCAAACCCGAGUGCACCCUGUGCGGCGUGAAGUACACGGCGAGGCUGUCCAUCCGUGACCACAUCUUCUCCAAGCAGCACAUUGCGAAAGUGCAAGAAACCCUGGGCAACCAGGUGGACAGAGAAAAGGACUACCUAGCACCAACCACUGUUCGCCAGCUUAUGGCGCAGCAAGAACUCGACCGUUUGAAGAAGGCAAGCGACGUCCUCAGCCUGCCAGCCCAGCAGCAGCAGCAGCAGUCGGCGGUGGACAGCAACACGCUCCACGGCCUCAGCCUGCCCACUGGCUACCCGGGGAUAUCCGGCCUGCCGCCAGUGCUUCUGCCUGGUGUCAACGGCCCGUCAUCCCUUCCAGGUUUCCCACCAAACACACCUGCUUUAGCGUCUCCUGGUGCUGGCAUGCUUGGGUUCCCUACUCCAGCCACCCCUUCCCCCGCCAUGUCACUCAGCAGUGCCCCAUCCAAGAACCUUCUGCAGACUCCUCCACCUCCUCCUCCUCCUCCUCCACCUCCUCCUCCUGCUCCUCCUUCUGUCCCUCCCAGUCCUCUGGCCGUCAGUCAGACUGAGCAGCAGCAGCAGCAGCAGCACAGCAAGGAACACGAGAAAGACAAGAAGUUGGAAAAGCCGAUGAAGGUCAAGGAAAGAGAAUCCCACAACGCCACCCGUUCCUCCCCCCACCCGAUCCCGCCCCAGGCCAAGAAAAGGGAAAAGGCCCCCCAGUCAGCGCUUAAGGGAAAAGUCGGAGCCGAGGUGUCGAUGUCGAUGGACCCAGCACAACUGCAAGCACUUCAGAAUGCCAUCGCUGGUGAUCCGAGCUCCUUCCUGGGGGGUCAGUUCUUGCCUUACUUCAUCCCCGGCUUCGCCUCCUGCUUCUCGCCACAGCUCCCCGGCGGCGUCCAGGGCGGAUACUUCCCUCCGCUGUGCGGGAUGGAGAACCUGUUCCCCUACGGGCCGACCGCCAUGCCGCAGGCCAUCGCCGGCCUCUCCCCCACCGCCCUCCUCCAGCAGUACCAACAGUAUCAGCAGACUCUCCAGGAUUCCCUGCAGAAGCAGCAGCAGCAGCAGCAGCAGCAGCAACAGCAACACAAGAUGCCCCCCAUGAAGAGUGCACAGAGCAACUUCAAGCAGAAACAGGCUAAGGAAACCAAGGAAGAAAAAAAAGGCUCUUCAACUGAAAGCACAAAAGAAGAACCACAAACCGAUACCAAAAUUUCAGACUUUCCAGAUCCUUUUAUUGUUCCGUCCAUCAAACACGAGUUUAUAUGCAGAAAGUGCCAGAUGAUUUUCACUGAUGAAGACUCCGCUGUCCGCCAUCAGAAGUCCUUCUGUUACUUCGGUCACCCUUUUUCUGACCCGCAAGAGACAGUGCUUCGCAAGUCAGUGAGCAAAUACAGUUGCAUAGCCUGCGACGUGGCUGUGAGUGGAAGCGAAGCACUUGGCCAACACCUUCAGUCGAGCUUGCACAAAGAGAAAACAAUCAAACAAGCAAUGAGAAAUGCCAAAGAGCAUGCUAGAUUAUUACCUCACUCAGUCUGCUCCCCCUCUCCUAACGCCACAUCUACCUCGCAGUCUGCAGCUUCUGCUAAUAACACCUUCCCUCAUCUCUCUCGCUUGUCCAUGAAGUCCUGGCCAAAUAUCCUUUUCCAGGCUUCUGCCAGGAAAGCUGCUUCUUCUUCUUCCCCAUCCGCUUCUCCCCCUCUCCCCCUUUCCUUGCCUUCAACGGUUACCUCAACUUCCUGCAGCACCUCAGGGGCUCGGACCUCACUACCCACCGAGAGUUGUUCAGACGAGUCUGACAGCGAGUUUAGCCAGAAGUUGGACGACUUAGAUAACUCGUUGGAAGUCAAGGCGAAAGCCUCCUCUGGCCUAGAUGGCAAUUUUAAUAGUAUGAGAAUGGAUAUGUUCAGUGUGUAGUAGAAGUGAAAACAGGAUCCCUUGCUUAAAGAAAAAAAAUAAGACUUUAAACUGCAGUUCCAAAGUUUCUCUAACCCAAAAAAUUACAGUACCAAAAGAUUGACUCAGGAUUGUUUUUCCCAUAUUGAUAUGCUGGCAAGAUAUUGAUUGAUUUUUGUUAUGGACAGAACUGUUGCAGAUGCUUGACUGAGCUUUUAUUGUAUACAAAAAAACACGGAGUAGGAGAAAAUCUCACAAGUUCUUUUGGAGCUUGUUUCAAGCCAAAAACUCUCACGAUAGCAAAUUGCACCUCUCAGCUGGAUUGAUCUCCAAAUGCUAGCAUGUACUGUAUGGGAUGAUGAUCCAGAACUUUCAAAGAGAAUUUCUCUUAGUUUAGUUAGGUGUAAAACUGUAGCUUUAAAUUCUCAGGUCAGAUCAUAACAUGUCUCAUUUGUUAAAGCAGCAAAGAAGCCUGGUGACACGUGGCUUUUAACCAAAACAUGUCGAGCUUUAUUGGACGCAUUUUCUUGAUGUGUGUAGUGUACCAUACCAAGAGACAAUAUUACUGUUACAGGACAAAGCGCGUAUUCUUUUUGAGUUUGCCCCUUCAAAAAAAAAAAAAACACUUUGGUUUUACCACUGAGGAAGUUUAGAAUGGUGAAGUGAUGUGCCCCUGUGUUUUCCAGUUUGUUAUUGCCACAAGCUGUAUUUUUACCUACCCAACAUUCUUUUGUUUCUUGUAGAAUAUACUAAUCUGUGCCAACUCUUACCUUCUCACUUUUACCUCUGCUCGCGCCCUUUUCUGAAGAGGUAAUAAUUCUAGUUUUGAUAGACUCUUGAGGAUUAUGUGAAUAAGACAUUUUUUCAUUUGUGAAUUGCUAUACUGUUACGGUACUUGCUUGUGUCUGGACUUUAGUGCACUUAUUUUAAUUUUGUUUGAUUUCUUUUAUUAUUAUUUUGAUAGGUCAUGUGUUAAUUUAAUAGACAUUUGUUUUUGUUUGUUUUAAUUGUUUGUCCAUUUGUCCGUUCAUUUGUCUGUUUGAAUUAUUAUUUGUGUGUAGUGCAGCAGCAUAUUGGUCAACAUUUGUUAGACGUUUAACAACCUAACAAUCCAGAGACCUGUUUAAACAAUUUGGUGCAUUCAUGAAAGUAGUACUGUAUACUUGAACCUGUUAAAGUACAAGUUGGACAAACUAUUAAAAAAGGUAUGAGUAUUUGCUUUACAUAAGCAAAUCAGCUGCUUUAAAAGAAAAGGGGGACUAAAGCAUUUGUUUUGUAUAAUGAAAAGAUUUUCCCUGUGCUUAUAGGACUGAAUACAGUGUUACCCUGUACACUGCCAUUUAGUGAAUAGGUAAAAGUACUUCCAUCACUGCUCUGGGCACUUCAGUUUUCCUCUUGUCAUGAGAAUUGAACUUUUUUGUUUCCCAUCAUAUUUAGUCAUAUAUGCAUUACGAAGUAUUAUCUUAUAACAACGUUUUGCUGCUACUGUGUAAGGUUAUGUUGCUCGCCAUAAAUUCUCAACCUUCUACCAGACAGAAUACUGACUCAUGAAUCGCUUUGCUUUGCUGGUUCUUCUGUUUUGAUUUUAUUUUCGUUUUUUUUUUUCUUUUGCUGUGGAACUCAAAGAAUGUGAAAGCUGUCAAGGGUGUUCAAUUUUUACGAAUCACUUUCUUGUUUGGUAAAGUAGGACAAUGUGAUCCAUUCCAAAGCGACAGAAGGCUAUUUGUAUGAAAGUAAAUGGCUUGUGAACAAAGGAAGCUAAGCUGUUGUACAUAUUCGUAGUUGGCUGUGCAUGGUACAAAUUUAUUAAUAUGAAGAAAUGCAAAAUGUAUUGCUUUUGGUAUUCCUAUUCUGAGAUGAACAAGUAGCAUGUAAUGCAGCUGUUUGACAGGUUAAAUCAAAUCAUGCUUAAAAAUUGUUUCAAAUGAUAAAAUCAAGUAACAUUUCAUUUUACUUUUUAUUAUUGUACAGGUGUUUUCUUUUUUGUUAAAGUUUAAACACAAAUGUCACACAGUUUAUAAUUCUCUUUUAUGUGAACUUUUUAAUGUACUUAUUUGGGAUUUUUAGUAUUUUAACCUUUUAUUUUAAUCCUGAAGACACUUUUUGAUUGUGUUUCAUAUGAGACAUCCUGGCCUCCUAAGGUGCAAUCCUUUGCCUGUGUACAAAAACACGAGAGACUGUCCUGAUUCCAAAGGCUUUUAGAAAACCCUGGCUUUCUGCCCUUCUCCUGACUGUGGAGCAGCAGCGUUACAAGACUGAGCUGCGGGCUAGCGCCUUCACGCAAAACAGCGUUAGCCCGAAGCGGAAUACUCAACCACACAGGGGUCUGGUAAAGCUAUCUAACCAACCAACACACCUAAAACGAAACAAAGAAAAGGAUGGUCCAAUAAUAUAACUGUACAUAAAUGUUGCAACUGCACAGCAGCCAAAAAAAAAGAAAAGAAAAAAAACCUUUUUACGGACGGAUAGUGUCAAGCAAAAGAGGACAGCCUUCUAAAGGUUGAAAUUUUAGGAUUGUUCUUCUGGAUAUCAAAGGGAUUUACACGGCGCAAUCAUAUUCUUCACAAUAUGUACUCUUAACGCCUGGGUAAGAUAGCAACACCAACCUGAGGUUUUAUUCAAAAAAGAAGCCCCUAUGGCUAAAACUUUAAAUAAACUAAACCAAAAAUGUUAUUGAUGUUUUAUAUAUAGAGGGUAGUCUCAUUAGUUUUUGUUACUGUAAUGUUUGAGGUCUCAGAUGUACCGUAUUACGGUAAUAACAUGGUUUUGAAACUUUUUUUUUUAUUUUGUCACAGACCUGUUGUCAUAGUUGAAAUGACGUUUAUUGUAGAUGGUAUUUGAACAACUUCUUCUGGAAAUAGUUCACCAAGUAUGUUUGUUGCUCAUUGUUGUGAUACAUUAAAAACUGUAUCUGC
Engraulis encrasicolus (European anchovy) is the source of this 15410-nucleotide messenger RNA. It is a transcript of the gene zfhx4, whose product is annotated as zinc finger homeobox 4. Gene Ontology annotation, biological process: regulation of transcription by RNA polymerase II. The transcript is spliced from 10 exons. The record is from RefSeq and is a predicted model, not a curated record. Gene Ontology annotation, cellular component: nucleus. NCBI's taxonomy places the organism in Eukaryota, Metazoa, Chordata, Actinopteri, Clupeiformes, Engraulidae. Bases 1237 to 12516 code for a protein of 3759 amino acids. Gene Ontology annotation, molecular function: zinc ion binding; RNA polymerase II cis-regulatory region sequence-specific DNA binding; DNA-binding transcription factor activity, RNA polymerase II-specific.